AUGCGCAGCAAACGCGUUGGCAAACCCGUUGUCUUCUUGGGCGACCCCUGUGGUAUAUGUGAGACCUCGAGAUCCUUCAGUCGACCGUUUUCAAAGCCCCAGACAGUUCUCAAGGUCCUCGACCAGCCUCGCGACUCAGCGGAGCUUAAUGUUGUGCUUCUUCUCAGGUGGCAAACCUUCAACGUCCUGCCCCUCUCCUUGAUCCGGACAACGUCUGCACCCCGUUGCCACCGCGUCGAUAAGGACCUCCGUGAUGACCAGCCUUUCCUCUACAGUACUAAGAGCAACAUCGAUCCUGGGCUCGGCCAUCCUGGCCUUGCAGUACUCUCUCAAAUCGGAGAAAUGCUCACUGCCCGUGUCCACGUUAUCAUUAAAGCUCGCCCGGUCCGAGGCACCCAGGGCAGCGACAGCGGAAGCAGAAGCAGAAGCAGGGACAUGAAAAGAAACAAGAGGACCAGCGAAACCGGGAGCUGGACCGAGAGCAGGACCGAGAGCAUGAGGACGACGACGACGAUGAAGACAUCCUAUACCGGUGCUAUUGCUGUUCUCAAUUACAUUGCCCAAUACACUACCCAAGCAGAACGGCCGUUGACAUCCUUCGUCUCAAAGACCAUGAACCGCCUCCAGGAAGUGCGUCAUCUCCUCCUUGAUCUACAUCUCUCGAUUAGCAGUCAUUCUAUCCAGCUCCUGGACUGUCGUCCUGAAGCCGGCAGGCUACUACCGAUAGAUUCAAAGACCGAUGGAGAGUCUCUCAAACGCGGUCAGUCUCCCUUGAAGAAGUACAAGAUCAAAUACAACUACGCAGGCCUAUAA
Molecule: messenger RNA, 813 nt
Organism: Fonsecaea pedrosoi CBS 271.37
Lineage: Eukaryota; Fungi; Ascomycota; Eurotiomycetes; Chaetothyriales; Herpotrichiellaceae
Exons: 4
Coding region: 1-813 (270 amino acids)
Source: RefSeq, a predicted model, not a curated record